AUGAAUAUCAGUCAAAGGACAUUCUGGACUGACUCUUCAAUAGUUCUUGCCUGGAUCUCUUCACCAUCGGCGCAGUGGAAGACAUUUAUCGCUCAUAGAGUUGGUGAAAUUCAAGAAAUAACAUCCAUAUCCGAAUGGGCGCACGUAGAUACCAAAGACAACCCGGCAAACAUUAUUUCCCGUGGACGAGAACCUCAAAUUAUGUUAAAUGACAGUUUUUGGUGGGAAAGUCCUAAUUGGCUUCAGUGUGACUCAUCCAAAUGGCCGCAUAUAAACAAAAAUCAAACCAACUUCAACACAGAUGAAGAACGCCGAACAAUUAGUUUGAUUACGUCUGAACAACCAAAAUUACCAUUUUUAUCUCGCUAUUCAACUUGGAGUCGACUUUUACGGGUAAUAGCUUUAUGUUUACGUUUUAUUUAUAACAUUGCUCAUCCCAAUGACAAAAAAACGGGUCCACUGCUGCCCUACGAUUUAAAUAAUGCGAUCAAUCGCGUUAUUCGAUUUGUUCAAAGCGAGAAUUGGUCUUGCGAAAUUUCUGACUUAAGAAAAAACGGACAAUGUUCUCCGAAAAGCAAUAUUUUUCGUUUACGUCCUUAUCUGGACGAAAAUAACAUUAUCAGAGUUGGAGGACGUCUAAAAAAUGCGAGUCAGCUCGAUCAGUUUCAAAAAAAUCCAAUGCUUGUUCCUCCAAAUAGUCCAAUCGUUUACUUAAUAUUUCAGGAUGCUCAUGAUGUAUUAUUACAUGGUGGGCCGCAAAUAAUGUUGGCGCAUGUAAGGCAACGGUUUUGGCCCAUAAAUGGCCGAAAUAUAUCGCGCAAGGUUUCGUCCAAGUGCGUAAGAUGUUUUCGCUUAUAG
Molecule: messenger RNA, 858 nt
Organism: Rhopalosiphum padi (bird cherry-oat aphid)
Lineage: Eukaryota; Metazoa; Arthropoda; Insecta; Hemiptera; Aphididae
Exons: 1
Coding region: 1-858 (285 amino acids)
Source: RefSeq, a predicted model, not a curated record